CGGGUCGGCCCCCGGGCAGGCAGGUCGAGGCAAGCAAAACCCAGCCGGCGUCCGGAGGGGCUGUAGCUUUCCUCUCUCCCGGCCGCCGCCCGCGCCGCCUAUGCAGCGCGGGCCGCGGGCCGCGAUGGCGGAGGAGAGCACCGGCUGCGUCUUGCCGCGCCUGCCCUGGGCGUCCGUGUUGCGCGCCGCGCUGCUGCUGGCGCUCGCCGGCGUCGCCAUCCACUGCCUUGUCUGUAGCCAGCGGCUCGCGCGGCAGCAGCAGCAGCACCGGCAGCCGCAGCUCGAACCACCUGCGGGGGACAUCGCGGAGCUGCAGCUGAAUCACUCAGGUCCUCGGCAGGACCCCAGACUGCACUGGCAGGCAGGCCCGGCUCUGGGCCGCUCCUUCCUGCAUGGACCAGACCUGGACAAGGGGCAGCUGCGUGUCCACCGGGACGGCAUCUACAGGCUGCACAUCCAGGCCACGCUGGCCAACUGCUCUUCCAUGGGCACCACGUGGCCCCACGGUGCCACCCUGGCCAUCGGCAUCUGCUCCCCAGCCACCCACAGCAUCAGCCUCCUACGCCUCCACUUCCACCAGGGCUGCACCGUCACCUCCCAGCGCCUGACACCCCUGGCCCGCGGAGACGUGCUGUGCACCAACCUCACCCUGCCCCUGAUGCCCUCCCAAAAUGCUGACGAGACCUUCUUUGGCAUCCAGUGGGUGCACCCCUGACCCCUGUUCCUGGGUUGCUGUUUCUGUGUUCUCCUGGAUGGAUGAGGAGGCCCAAGGAGAAGAUGCAAAAUCUCUGGACAGUCCUCCUGGAACUUGACCAGGGCAUCAAGAGGGAAAUUGAAGGAAGUGUCCCAGGACCUGAAGAGAUGUGCCGGUAAAAUGUCAUGGCAGUCCCCUGUAAAUAAAUGAUGGACUUGAAGUA
This is a messenger RNA of Oryctolagus cuniculus (rabbit), 917 nucleotides long. It is a transcript of the gene CD70, whose product is annotated as CD70 molecule. NCBI's taxonomy places the organism in Eukaryota, Metazoa, Chordata, Mammalia, Lagomorpha, Leporidae. Gene Ontology annotation, cellular component: plasma membrane; extracellular exosome. Gene Ontology annotation, molecular function: tumor necrosis factor receptor binding. The record is from RefSeq and is a predicted model, not a curated record. Gene Ontology annotation, biological process: tumor necrosis factor-mediated signaling pathway; immune response.